CAUCACCUGUGCCCAUGUCGGCCGUGCCAACAGAAGAUAUCCGCUUCUCUACCUGUCUGCCCCAUUCCCCACCGAAUGCAGACUCUCUCUCUCUCUCUCUGCCACACACACAUAUAGGUAUUGAGCUCAUACAGUCAUCAAUAUCAUUCAAACAUCAAACAGGAGUAUAUAAAAUGUAGGUAGCGAUUGGCUCGAGCCGCCCCUGCCUGCCCGUCUCUGCUAUCUAACCCCUUUUGAGCUCAUAUGAGUACUGGACACGUAUGGGCGUGCCCGACCUCACCGGUAUGGUCAGCCAUGCAGCCGCCCCUUCUUGGGCUCGACACCAUGGCUGAUCGCAGAGGCAGACGGCACUCCCCCAUGACGGUCUUCCGGUAGCGGUUAUCGACUGACGCUACCUGCAGGGCAACCUCACUGAGAGGCCAACGCACAGGGCAAUGAAAGAAUGAAUGGAUGGAUGGUGUGUGGUUGUAGCGCAUCUUCGUGUGUGUGAGUGUGGGUGGAUGGAUGGAUGAAUGGAUGGAUGACUCACGCAAUGCACUGACCUAUCGAGCGUCAUGACGAAUGGAUAAGGCGGCUCGCAGGUGAAGGUCUCGUAGAUAUCGCCGCUCUUGUCCUGCAGCGGACAGACAGACAGACAGACAGACAAUUAGAAAGACAGAACUGGAUGGGUGCCUUCCCUUCCUCCCUCCAUCCCUCCCUCCCUCCCUCCCUCCCUCCCCCACCCACCUCUUCCAGAGAGUUCGCCCGGCGAAUGAAGCAGUACUCGCCCUGCAGCAGCGUUCCUACGAAGUUGAGGCGCAUGGCAUAUCUCUCUCCGCGAUGUUUGUCAGGCCCUGAUGCGAUGCGCACAUAGACAUACACACCAUCAUAAAGGACAUCGCUGUCUGUGGAUUGAGUGCUGCUGAUCGGUCAUUGGCUUACUUCUGCUAACGUUGAGUUUGCGGGCGAAUUUGUAGACGUUGACGACGGGCACGCCGAGCGGCAAGACGAAGUCGGUCAGAGGCGCCGACAGCUCUCCUGUAAACACACAUGCCAUACACACACAUACUCACAUGUGGCCGACAUGGGCGCCUUGGAUGGUGCGGCCAAUGGUGGUGGCCGCCGUGGUGGUGGGAGGGCAGCCAUGGGGUCGGUGCUGCCGCUGUCGUCCUGGAGGACGGGGCGUAGGUGGGCCGGCAUCAUGCAUGAAGGCGGUGAGAGUGGGGGGGUGGCUUGGCAGUUGCUGCUGCUGCUGGUGCGGGAAGGGGGAGACACGUCGGGGAUGGCCGCCAGGAGGUCGCCGAGGUCGCGCUGCACCUGCACCCACACAUUCACAUACCAGGCACGCAAUGAAUGAGGAAGGAAUUAACACACUUCACUCUCUACUCUCUCUCUGUCUGUCUGUUUCCGGGUAUGCGUACCAUGCGCCGCACGACGAGGGGGUGCCCCCCAUUGUUGGCCUCCCCAACGACGUCCAU
This is a messenger RNA of Vitrella brassicaformis, 1457 nucleotides long. The record is from the annotation of a GenBank genome assembly. Lineage: Eukaryota; Vitrellaceae.